AGGGUGUACUAUUCGACGGCAUUCUCCACGCUACGUGGAUGGACCAGACGCACCAUCGAAACAAUUUCGACGAUCGACAUUGUUGGCGAUGGGAUGGACGAACUGUUUGCCUCGGGACCAAAAGGGCUCUGUUUGUACAUGCCGACCUUCAACAACGAUGGUUUCGAACUGGCCAACGUUUUCGAUCCCAGCAUUGCCGAUUUAUCGAUACGCUACGGACUUCCGAAGCUCGCUUCAAAAGGACAGGGCAAAGAUGAACACAACGUGUUGCUCUAUACGGGAGAAAAGUUGAUCAACGUGAAAACCAAAAUAUAUCAACCCAAACCGGACAUGGUACCGUACGCGGAGUCAAGUGUAAGCAAGGAAGAUCAUACCAUACCGCUGCUCGUUCCGCAACCAAAGUACAUCCUAUGGCUGCAUGAUCACCUAGAUCUGACGACGCUGCUGCAACCUCUGAACCCGCAUUCAGGCACCGUCGAUUUGUCAAUACCCUUGAUCGAUAUACAGAACGCGUACGGUGUAAGUGUGCGGAAGAUGGUUCAGUACAAAAAUGUCCCAUACGUAGGAUGUCUCGGUCGUGGAUGGUCUCUGUCCCUCGACUAUAUCACCGUCGACCGCAAAGGAAGCGGUUUCGUGCAAGAUCAUCAGUAUGCAAUCCUUAAAAACAACAAUCGCAUCUUGCUGAAGGCUCGUCCUACGAGAGAUAAAGGCUACGAGCGACACUUCACGGUGGACGGUUACUCCAGCGCCCAGUUCAUAUACUACGAGGACAAACAGAUUUGGGAAGUGAUGAUGGAGGACCACAAGUUUGUGUAUGGUUCGUGGAAAAACCUUUCUGCCUAUACCACUGAGAAAGGGUGUGGUGCGUGGCCAUUGUGUGGUAAAAAGUCCAAAACGGUACGAAGCCUGCCCUCCAAAUGGUUCUUGGUACACGAGGAAAACGCAGCUGGUAACUACGCUAAUUAUUAUUACGAUGUGCUGGAAGGUGGACUAAAGUAUCGGUUGGAAAGCAUACGCCUGGACAACCAGUGCUAUGUGAACUUCAAGUAUGCGAGUGAUAAUAAGCUGACCAGCUUCAAGCUCUCCACGGAGGCCUUCGAACAGAACGUGAGUUUUUUGUAUGACGGGAACAAUUUAAAGGAAAUGAAACAGGAGGAUAAACCCUUGUUUAAAUUUGAGUACGAAAACGAUCGCCUUUUGAAGAUUGUCUAUCCAAAUGGUAUGGAUGUAAAACUGGAUUACAGUGUCGUAGCGAUUGAUCGGAAACGCUUGGAGGAAGUGAUUCCUGUGGAGAAAAAUCCGUUGAUCUACUAUGGACCGGACUACAGUGUCAUCCUGGCUACUGAUGACGCAGGCGGUACCGAGCACAAGGCGAUCACCAUCCGCACUCUGCUUGGAGGUACUGACAGUACAAAGGUAACGAAGAAGAAUAUACGCCUGGGAAAGCCAGGUAUCAAAAAUCAGACCGUUUUCGCUCUAGAGGAUCUUCUCGUCGUUGUACUGAUCUACGAAAAGUAUAAAGAGGUGACGGUGCUACAGCAUACGAGCGGUAACUGGGUCGUACAGAAGCAAUUCGAUGAGUUCCCGUUGCUCGGUACGAUCGGUGCGGGGAAGCGAUUCGUUGUGAUGUGUGACUUCAAAACAGUUCAAGCUAUAUCGAUACUCGAGAGUGGAACACUCGAUAUCGCUACGCUGCAGCAUGUAAACCACGACGACUUUUUGUUGCGUGAGUUCGUGAACGGCUUCGUCACGUAUGAAGAACCUAUAAUGAAAGAUGGGGAGCUUACGAUAUGGGCGAAGACCCAAAAUGAUCGUUGGACUAAAGUCAAAACAGUACCGAAGUUGCACAUUUUCAUGGAGGUCGAACGGACGACGCGAAUGUUCGAAUAUACGGACGAGCUCCGCUACAUAUUCCGCAAUGGGGUGCUGGCAGAUGCGCUCACGAUAUACCAGAAUGCGGUGGUAAUGCGGGCGGUCACUCUUUUGGGCCAAGUGCUCACUAUAAAUCUGCAUAUCGUGAACUUGGAUUUUACGAAGACCUUGCCCGAAGUUAGUGCUACACAGGACGUCGUCAUUACGGUGGCGGAUUUUCGAACGUACGAGUACAACAUGACCACCAAAGACGGUGACUUAUUCAAGUUGCAGUACAAACACAUUGGUAGUGCGAUGAAGAUGAGCGUGAAGAGUUCCUCCGGUCCGAUAAUGAAUAUGCUCGAAGAUCAGCGAAAAAAGGCAUACAAAGAGGUCGACGACAGUGGUGCAAACUGGAAUCAGAAACAGCAACAUAAAAAGGAAGUAGACAAGAGUUUGAACGAGGAGUUGCAAAAAAUCUACGCCACAGUCGUAGAGAAGGUCCAGUUCGCAAUGGACUUAUCACAGUUCGGUGUAUUGACGAAUCCAAACGGAAUUGUCACUGGCAACACGCAGCUCACGUUCGAUGGCGAGACUUGGCACCAGAAGCGCAUCGAUGAACGCAGCAUGCGCCUUGAGCAGGUGGACGAAUCACUCGGCGGAGGUUUUAAGCUAGUACGUCAUGGUCAUCGGGAUACGUUCAAGAUCUACGAUACGUCUCGGAACAAGAUGGUUUUCGACACAGAAACUUCCAACCCCAACGAAUUGCAGAUCGUGGCACCGCGAUAUGUGCAGGCACAGAACGGGGCCAGACCAUUACGAGCCUAUUUCUUCAAAACAGGUGAAACAGUUACCUUCCCGCGUAACGAAAAGAUUUGCCGCGCCAGUAAUAGCGUCGCCCUGCUGAUGGUGCGCUCGUUUGGUCCUUCCGCAAAUUACGUCAUAUUUCGUCCGGUCGAUUCAUUCCUGUUGAAGGACACGACCGUUUUCAGCGGUCAAACGGUUCGUCUUGAUGCCAAGGAGACGCGCGUUACAAGUUAUUUGUUCGAUGGAGCUGAUGCGCACCUUUCAAGCGAAGGUGCCAUGUUUUACCGUGUACGGAUCGCACCAGGAGGAAACACGACGCAGUACGGUUGGCAUGAGCAAAAAACUGACUCCAUAACUGGGAAAACAACUGAAAAGUCGUUCUCUGGUGACGGGCGCGAAGUGACAGCUCGUGAAAAGAAGGACAGAGAUGAGCAGGCUACAACAAUUGACCACGAAACAGUUAUCUGGGAUCGCAGUCAGCAGCUAAAGAUCGUCGAGCUGGGAUAUUUUUCGGUAGCUGAUCAAACCAUCUCAUACUACGGGUUUGAGGACUACGAGGUCAACCGCUAUGGUGCCAUAAAAGACAACUUGAGCUGGAAGUUCAACAAGAGGGGGAUUUAUUUGGAGGGCGAAAACCACUACCUAAAACUUCUCCAUGGUCAACCAAUGAAAGGUUCUUUUAGGCCAAAAAACCCAUUGAACGUGUUCAUCGUUUCGUGCUGGGUUCGAGUAGGAGAGGACCAAUCGGUGCGCGACACCAUCGAUAUCCUAAAGGUAGACGUGGUCAACGAAGUAACACGCGAACGCCACAGUUUCGCACAGGCGAAAAUUCAACAUGCCAUCCAGAAUUGGUACUACAUCGAGACGAUUGUCGAUACAAUGAAAUACCCACAGCAAUCGAAACUGGUCAUAGACAUAACCUUUGAAGUGACCGCCUUACAUAAAACGGUAUGCAUCGAUCAUGUUCGCUUUUCGCCGUUGGACUUUAAUUUUCGAGCAAGCAUCUACACGCCUGUAAUGGGAGAACUUCGCGCCAUGCACUUCAACAACGGUCUGCUCAAGCAAAGUCUGUACAGUCCUCGUUGCAAACGGUCGAUACUUUUGUCUGAAAACGGGUACGUAGUGGAUCUUGCACUUCAGUCAAGAGCAGUGUUCUCCGAAGCGAUCGGUGCAAGACAGAGCCUAGUAGAGAUGAAACCGCGAAAAGGUGUGUACGAUCAUUUCGAAGAGUCCGAGUGGAAAACGGCGAAGCCUUUAGAAUGGAUCUUCCGGUACGGUACGCUUACCCACAAGAGUAUCUCGGGCAAACAGGGAGAAAUACUGAGACCGAUCCAGGGACCUUUCAACUCGGUGGCCAUCCGUUUCAUGUACCAUCUGAAGUCGAUCGGUGGAACGCUAUCGUUCAAGUGGAACACGCACCAGAUCGAACUCAUCUGUUCCGCUACAAAUCAAAAUUGCCAUCGCCCAUCGAACAUAGGAGAGGUUCUAAUCUUCAUAACACCGCUACGUGUGUCCGUUUGGGUCGAGGGAAGUCUAAUCAGUGAGCAAGUUGUGUCAACUGGACAAGAAAUAAGUGCUAUCGACAAGGGCGAACUACGUCUCCUACCUUCUGGACAUCUUACGUUUAGCGAAUUCUUCACCCUUUACGAUCCUUGGGUGAAAGUGACGUAUCACAACCGGAUGGGUCGCCCGGUGCAGUUGAUUGAGUAUGAUAGUCCGCGAACGGUACGCAUUCGUGAGAUUCUGUACGACGCAAUCGAACGGCCGAGAAUUCAGACAAAAUGGACAAAGUUAAUGUGUGUAAGAGAUACAUUCUUUGGAUUCCACGAGGAGUUCGUCACCGGUAUUGCGAGGACUACUAAACGUAUGACUGGACAAGUUUCGGCUUUCAACCCGUCCUGCAAGGGCUACCCUUACUCUCAGACCGUGUACGCAAACGAUCCAACCGAAAACAAGGAGCUACAAGGUCUGCCAGGCAUAGACUACACGGUUCAAGGAAAGUACAAAAGACGUUACUCGACAAAACCAGAAAUGGCCCUCUUGAGAAUCCUGUUUCCUGAAGCCGACGGUUUUCGUCAGAAGAUUGUCGAACGUCCUGGUAGUGCGAUACGUGCCACGGUCGAAGAUCUCCGUGGAAACAAGGUGGCAAAGUACUGGAAAGUGGGCAAUUACGAAGAUCGAUUAACGACAUAUACCUAUGACUCCAACAAUCAUUUGAUCGAGGAGCUGUCUCCGCAAUAUCAUGUGUUGGCGAAAACAAAGUACAGUCGAGUACCGUUUCCGGGAAAAGUGUAUACAGCCGAGGAGAUGAAACUAAAAAGUCUCUGGAAGUUUGCGCACACCUACGACGGGGACAAAUUGAUGACCAAACGGACACCAGACGGCGGUAGCUACGAAUACAUCUAUAACCAGCACGGUAUUCUACGAUUUUCGCUUCAUUACGAUAGAGCGAACAAACUCGACCGAGUGAUCCACUUCUCGUAUGCGGCGAACAAGAAAUUAACGCGCGAGGCGCUUGUAGACCUAACUCGAGACAAAUGCAUCAAUAUUGUAGACUCCACCUCGUUGCCUGAGUCUAACGAUCUGAUCGAAUCCACAUACGGCGAGUUUGAUGUCAACCCAAUGGUACGAUAUCGUUCGCAGCAAUCUACUCGACUGAUCGGCGCGAAUCAGAUGGUCGAGAGUUUAAUUUAUGACGAGAACGAGAAGGUGAUCAAGAAGAUAUUUGUGGUUCCUACCAUUAACACAACGUAUUCGAUCGAUUACGAGUACGAAAACAAAAUGUUGCAUUCCAUCAGCUACCCGGUUGACUCGGC
Molecule: messenger RNA, 5474 nt
Organism: Anopheles bellator
Lineage: Eukaryota; Metazoa; Arthropoda; Insecta; Diptera; Culicidae
Exons: 1
Source: RefSeq, a predicted model, not a curated record